UUUUUGCGUGUCACAAAAGAAAAGGCUUAUAUAUGAAUAAACAGAGUUAAUCAAGUAACACACGAGUCUUUCAAAAAGAUCUAGUUAGUCUCGCUUACCGUUCAUUCGCAGCUAACUGAUUCUCCGACUUCACACGGCAACGAUGGCUGUGAUCUCUGACAUUCCCGACGGCGAUAACGGCGGAGCUCCAAACAAGAAACCGCAAGAACAACCCGAAGAAGUGACUUCUUUGGAAUCAUUACCCGACGUUCUCAUCGAGCACAUCAUCGCAAGAGUCCCGAGAAGUAACCACCCGGAGAUAUCACUCACCUCCAAACUCUUCCGUCGCAUCAUCGCUUCGCGGGGCCUCCGCCUCACGCGAUCCCUCCUCGCCAUCUCCGAACACGUUCUUUACGCCUUGAUCGCGUUCCCUCCUCAUCCCUUGAGCUGGCACAUUCUCUAUCGAAGCAACACCGCUUCUUUACGCUUGCGCAGAGUCACUACACUCCCUCCCAUGCCUUAUGGCCCCGCCGUCGUCACCGUCGGACAUGACAUAUACGUCAUCGGUGGAUACGGCGGCACCAGAUACUUAUCGAGCGUGACUGUCGUCGACUGCAGAACUCACACGUGUCGGUCUCUCCCGAGCAUGAGAGUCCCUCGAUACCGCGCAGCCGCGGGGGUCAUUGACGGGAAGAUCUACGUAAUGGGAGGUUGCGAGAAUCGAAUAUCUAAAGAUUGGGUUGAGGCGUUCGAUCUCGAGAGACAGAUAUGGCUUGGAACGGGAGGGGAAGUAUCUGAUGAGAGUGGAGGGUUCGUGACGUAUGAUGUCGUGAAAGACAAGAUCUAUGCAUUGGGUCUUCGUCAAUCUUUACACGUUUGCGAGCCUAAAGAAGGUGGAGUAAUAAUAAUAUGGGAGGGUGAUGCAAGUGAGUUAAGGGGUUUGUGGCAAGGGUCUUCUUGUGUGGUUGAUGAUUUGUUGUAUACCAUUGAUCCUAUGUGUUGGCGUGGGCAUCCAAUAAUCGUUUUUGAUCCAGAGGAGGGUGUAGAGGGUGUUUGGAAGCCUGUGAAAGGUGUAUAUGGUUUGCCUCCUUGUUUCCCUUGGUUUGCUUACGAGUCUAAAAUGGCGAAUGUUGGUGGGAAGUUGGUGAUCUUGAUCGGUAAUCAGAGCUGGUUGUGGAAUUAUUACGGGUAUAAAUAUAUAUGGUGCGUGGAGAUUGCUUUGGAGAGGCGUCAAGGAGGUGAGAUUUGGGGGAGAGUUGAAUCAGUAGAUGUUGUGUUUAAGACCGCCGAGUCCUCGCCUAUCAUUGAGCUUUGUCGGACUGUUAUCGUCUGAUGAGUAAAUGGGAUCUUGCAGGUGAAGGUAGGAUCUUAUAUUACAUGUGCUUGUUGAUGCAGAGUGGCUAAGAAGCUCUUAUCUGACGCCUCAAGAGUAGCUUGUCGAUCUAUACUUACCUUUGUGGAGCAGCUUUCAUUUUGUGAAGUGGAUUUCUCUGUCUUGUAGAAACUUGUUGAGAUAAUGCAUAUUUUGGCAAACAUCUCUUUGGGGGUUUUGUGUAGUUUGGACUGAAAGAGUACAGUUCUUUUCUGUUUGCUUUUGGAAUUCAUGUUCAGAUGUACAACAAAACCUAGCUUUUACUAUAAAUAUGAAAAUUUGGUUGA
Brassica napus (rape) is the source of this 1638-nucleotide messenger RNA. Its product is annotated as kelch repeat-containing protein At1g19470. Bases 143 to 1312 code for a protein of 389 amino acids. Gene Ontology annotation, molecular function: protein binding. The transcript has 2 exons. NCBI's taxonomy places the organism in Eukaryota, Viridiplantae, Streptophyta, Magnoliopsida, Brassicales, Brassicaceae. The record is from RefSeq and is a predicted model, not a curated record.